AUGAACAAGGACGAGAAUUCAGGAGAACCUUCCAGGGUCAGCACCGGUUGUUGGGUAUUGGCAUGGAACGAGGGCAAAGGGAAGCUGACCCCUGGCCUCACAGCGGGCGUCCUGGGUGCAAAUGGGUGCUCCACACACUCUCAGCAGCUCAGUAGCGAACGCAGUCCUGGAGACCUGAUUGAGAUUUUCCGUUCUGGCUUCCAGCACUGGGCACUCUAUGUGGGAGGUGGCUACGUGGUCCACCUGGCUCCUCCAGCUCUCAUCUACCCUGACAGAGUCGUAACAACAUCUGAGUGGAUGGAAACUAGUGAAUGCAACCCCCGAUCAGGACGACACUUUGGGAGGCUUGGAGCAGAGAGCCCUGCUGCAGCCCCCGGGGGCAAGUACCUGGGGGUGAGCGUCUGCAGCGUGGGCUCCAUUCUGUGCAAGACAGCGGAGGUGAAAAGGGAGCUGCUGACCGACGUGGUGGGGAGCUGCGAAUACCGGGUCAACAACUUGUUGGACGAGGAGAUGAAACCUCUGCCCGUGAGGGAGAUUCUCAGUUCUGCCCAGAGGAUGAUUGGCAAGAAGAUAGAAUACAAUAUUACCAGCAAAAAUUGUGAGCACUUUGUCACAAAACUGAGAUAUGGCGAGCCCAGAUGCCUGCAGGUUGAAAAGGCCGUGAUGGAAGCAGGGCUGGUUGGAGCCUUAGGCCCGGCUGCUGCUCUUGCAUAUUCUGUAAUGAAGAACUGGUCCCCAAACCAGUGA
Molecule: messenger RNA, 747 nt
Organism: Artibeus jamaicensis (Jamaican fruit-eating bat)
Lineage: Eukaryota; Metazoa; Chordata; Mammalia; Chiroptera; Phyllostomidae
Gene: PLAAT4
Product: phospholipase A and acyltransferase 4
Exons: 6
Coding region: 1-747 (248 amino acids)
Biological process (GO): N-acylphosphatidylethanolamine metabolic process
Cellular component (GO): cytoplasm
Molecular function (GO): A2-type glycerophospholipase activity; glycerophospholipid phospholipase A1 activity
Source: RefSeq, a predicted model, not a curated record